This is a messenger RNA of Carya illinoinensis, 1746 nucleotides long. RefSeq lists its product as uncharacterized. The transcript has 3 exons. The record is from RefSeq and is a predicted model, not a curated record. The coding region runs from base 1 to 1746 and encodes 581 amino acids. NCBI's taxonomy places the organism in Eukaryota, Viridiplantae, Streptophyta, Magnoliopsida, Fagales, Juglandaceae.
AUGGGUCAUCGUCGUUUUCUAUGUCUAGAACAUAUAUGGAGGAAGAAGAAGGCUAAUUUUAAUGGCAGCACUGAUCACCGCACCCCACCUUCUGAAUUAUGUGGCCAUGAUCUACUGAAUCAACUAAGUAAUGUUGGAGAUGUUUUAUUUGGAAAAGGUGAAAGGAAAAGAAAGCGAAGACCCGAUGAACUUAACUGGACAAAAACAAGUAUCUUUUUCCAAUUACCUUAUUGGUCAUCAUUGAAACUUCGACAUAAUCUUGACGUCAUGCAUAUUGAGAAGAACAUUUGUGACAACGUGUUAGGAACAUUGAUGACGAUUCCAGGUAAAACUAAAGAUUCAGUUAAUGCACGUAGGGACUUGUUUAAUCUUGGUAUAAAGAAGAAUUUACAUUUACAAGAACAUGGACAUAAACUUGUUAUGCCACCUGCGUGUUACACGUUGCAUGGAGAUGAGAGGAGAAGCUUUUGCGAGUGGCUACAAGCUGUGAAAUUUCCCGAUGGAUUUGCUGCCAAUAUAGCUAGAUGUGUUACGUUAAAUGGUUGUAAAAUAUCAGGAAUGAAGAGUCAUGACUGUCAUAUUUUCCUACAAAGACUACUUCCUAUUGCUAUUGCUGGGUACCUACAACCUGACAUCUGGUUGGCUUUGACUGAACUAAGCACAUUUUUUAGACAAUUGUGCAUGUGCACAUUGUCUGUAGAUGUCUUGAAGCGUCUUGAGAAUGAUAUUCCAAUCAUCCUUUGCAAACUUGAGAUGAUACUCCUACCCGCAUUCUUUGAUGUAAUGGUGCACCUAGCUAUUCAUCUACCAUGUGAGGCAUUAUAUGCAGGGCCUGUACAGUAUAGGUGGAUGUAUCCAUUUGAGAGGGAGCAUUACAACAAAUUGAAAGACGAAGGUGUGAUUAACAUUGAUGAUAUGCAUGAAUGUCAAUUUUCGUUAUGGUUUAAGAAUCGCAUUAGGCAAUUGCGUAGUUCAAGCCCUGAUUUAGUAUCCGAUGAUCUUUACACGCUAGCUUGUGGACCUGAACCAUGGGUGUCAUCAUAUUCUAGUUGCAUUAUGAAUGGAACUAAGUUCCGCACAAAGCAACAGGAAGAACAUCGUCUUACACAAAACAGCGGUGUGCUUGUUCCUGGGGAUCAUCAAGGUAGUCCUAUUGACUUCUUUGGAGUAGUAAUGGACAUUAUCGAACUCAACUACCUAGGAUGGCGCCAUGUAUAUCUGUUCAAAUGUGAUUGGUUUGAUGUAUGUGAUUUGAGAAGAGGAGUCCGUAUUGGCGGUCACUUUACAAGUCUUGACUCAACUCACAAAUCUUACAAGGAAGACCCUUUUGUACUUGCAUGCCAAGCAUCCCAAGUAUUUUAUUUGAAAGAUACGAGUUUAGGGAAAAAUUGGCUAGUAGUACAGAAGUUCACCACUAGGAAUGUUUAUGACAUCCCCAGCACAACAAUUGGUGAUGAGGAUGAUGAUGACUUACCUAAGGAUGAAGCAUACCAGGAUGAUGAAUAUUCUGGGGAAGACCAUUUCGUACAUGAAGAUGAUACAUGCAUAGAUAUGCCUUUGAAUCGAUUAGACAUAGAUCCGAUUGUGCUUGAUGAGAGGGUGAUGUUAGACCAACCAGCUCAAGGAAUUGAGGAGGAAGAGUUUCUAAGUAACAACUCAUCCUUUGAUGAGAGUGAUUGGAGUAGGCUCAACACAUCAGAGUCAAGCGAAGAGGAUGGAGACGGUCAUCAUGAAAGUGACAUGUAA